Gracilinanus agilis (Agile Gracile Mouse Opossum) is the source of this 1157-nucleotide messenger RNA. RefSeq names its product nuclear cap-binding protein subunit 2. The record is from RefSeq and is a predicted model, not a curated record. NCBI's taxonomy places the organism in Eukaryota, Metazoa, Chordata, Mammalia, Didelphimorphia, Didelphidae. The transcript has a single exon. Gene Ontology annotation, cellular component: nuclear cap binding complex. Gene Ontology annotation, molecular function: RNA cap binding. Gene Ontology annotation, biological process: mRNA cis splicing, via spliceosome. Bases 231 to 701 code for a protein of 156 amino acids.
AGUUUUUUCACUGAGCGCGCUCGCCGCCGACUGUGCCGUUGGUUCCAGCCGCUUCCGUUCGUCACGGUGUUUCUGCUCGGGUCGCCCCUCAUCUUCAUCGCCUGUGCUUCUCGUAGCCGGGGCCCGCCUCCUGUUCCCACCACCACCGUCGCCGCUCCCAGUCCCGUCACCGUAUCCUACCGCAACCUCCGCCCCAUCCCACCGUUACCUCAGCCGCCGUCAUCGCCAUCAUGUCGGGCGGACUUCUGAGCGCGCUGCAGAGCGACUCCUAUGUGGAGCUCGGCUGGUACCGCGACCAGCACUUCCGAGGUAAAAUGGACGACCAAGAAAAGUUAUUAAAGAAAAGCUGCACGCUGUAUGUCGGGAACCUGUCCUUUUACACCACGGAGGAACAGAUCUACGAACUCUUCAGUAAAAGCGGGGACAUCAAGAAGAUAAUCAUGGGCUUGGAUAAAGUAAAGAAAACGGCCUGCGGUUUCUGCUUCGUGGAGUACUACUGCCGCGCCGACGCCGAGAACGCCAUGCGGUACAUUAAUGGGACUCGCCUGGAUGACCGGAUUAUCCGCACGGACUGGGAUGCGGGCUUCCGGGAGGGCAGGCAAUAUGGAAGGGGUCGGUCUGGGGGCCAGGUGCGAGAUGAGUACAGACAAGACUAUGACGCUGGGAGAGGAGGCUAUGGGAAAAUAGUUCAAAACCAGUGAGUGCUUUAAAUCCAUCAUUUGAAAAAACAAAACAACUCGGCCUUGUUGACCGAUCCUGAUGGUUCUGAAAACAGCAAACUUUUAACAAACUGUAAUUUAUUUCCCUACUUCUGCCCAAGAAUUAAACUGGCAACCUCUUGACUUCUCACAUUGAAAAUCAUUAGGUGACAAACUGAGAAAAGUGACUUUGGGCUUGGCGUUGGAGCCUUGAACAGUAACUGAGCAGUACUGUAUUAUUUAUUAACUCAAUCUAGCAAAAUUGGCCUUCAGUUAGAAAAUGACCACGUUGCUGUUCAACAUUUAAGGGAUUGUAGUGAUCAUUUUAUAAUAACAGUUCUAAUGUUGCUGUGAAUUAGGGCCAUUUUUAUUUCUGAAGUUUUUUGAAAAUGUUUCAUCUUUUCCAAGGUGACUUCUAAUCCACAAAAAUUCAAAAGUUAUUAAAAACAUACCUAAAUA